CUGGAAGUCACCGUCGUCAGCAACAAGGGGCUGUUGUAGACAUUUUAGAACUAGGCGGGGCUUUCGACUUUGCGUUUGGUAUUCACCGUAAGUAGCUAGCUACACUGGCUAACCCCAAGAGUCAGUUAAUUAUUGACAAAAUAGGAUCAUCAUCAAGCCAGAUAAGAAUACGAACGUUAACCUGUGAGGGACAAGUGAAGCCAUGGCUGAAGCCGAGGAUAUUUUUCUUAGAGCAAAACAGCGGACAUUCACCGGACUGACCGAAGAUGAACAGAAGGAAUGGAGAGGGCCGUUCUGCUUCAUCCAAGCUGCUGACCCCCAGCUGGGUCUGAUGAAGACCUGGAGGGAGGGGGACUGUGACGGGGGAGGGGACGAGUGGGCCGAUGAGGUCCAGCUGACCCAGCAGGCUGUGGAGGCCGUCAACAAGCUGAGCCCCAGGCCCAAGUUCAUGGUGCUGUGUGGGGACCUGGUUCAUGCCAUGCCAAGCACCCCGUACCGGGAGGGGCAGGAGCGGGACUUGAAGGUGGCUCUGAGAGGCACAGAUCCCUCCAUCCCUCUGGUGUUUGUCAGUGGGAACCAUGACCUGGGUAACACACCCACUCCGGAGACUGUAGCCCAGUUCUGCAACGCCUGGGGAGACGACUACUUCAGCUUCUGGGUUGGAGGGGUGCUGUGUCUGGUGCUGAACUCCCAGCUGUUCUUUGAUGCGUCGGCCUGCCCUGAUCUGAGAGACGCCCAGGAGGCCUGGCUAGAGGGCCAGCUGCAGAGGGCAUCUCAGGGGCCCGGGGUCACCCCCAAACACGUCCUGGUGUUCCAGCACAUCCCUCUGUACUUGAAGACCCCCGACGAGGAUGACGACUACUUUAACCUGCAGACCGCCACGAGGCAGAGCCUCAUAGGCAGGUUCAAACAGGCAGGAGUGAAGGCGGUGUUCUCCGGACACUACCACCGUAAUGCAGGGGGGCUCCACGACGGCCUGGACAUGGUGGUGAGCUCCGCUAUAGGCUGCCAGCUGGGAGACGACACCCAUGGGGUCAGGGUGGUGGUAGUGACCGCUGACCAGGUCAUCCAUCGCUACCACAGCCUGGAGCAGCUCAGUGGGCGGGGCAUGGACAAGGACCUCAGGAAACUACUGCAGGCCUGAGCCAAUCAGAGGAGAGGGGACACACAGGACCAGAACACCAGGGCCCGAUUCAUAAAGCAUCUCAGAGUAGAGGAGUGCUGAUCUAGGAUCAGGUCCCUCUUUUUAUUCCUUAUAAUUUAAAAGGCAGAUCCUAGAUCAGCACUGCUACUCUGACUCUGUGAAUACAGGCUCAGGACCAGAACACCAGACAGUGGAGAGAAAGUCUGUCAAUCGUCGUAAGACUUGUAGCCUACUGUGAAUAAACACUAACCCAUUGUAUCGUACAAGGUCAUCAGUCACAGAAUGUGCUGGAUUUACCUUACUCCAGAGAGAAAAAACUGUUCUACUGUUGUCAUAAGUUACUCUUGUGUCAACAAUAUCCUAGUUAUGAAAAAAAAAAAUGUAUGCACUCACUAACUGUAAGUCGCUCUAGAUAAGAGCGUCUGCUAAAUGACUAAAAUGUAAAUGUAAAAUGUAUCUCUAAGGUCUACUAAGCCACUGUCUGUAACACUCAUAAUGGAAACUAAUCCAAUGAGCAUGUCCUGUGUUAGUAGUCAUGUGUCUUUUUAUAUCAAGCCUGAGAAAUCGCUUGGGGGGGAAUAUUGUUUGUCUUGUCUAGUAGCAGCACUGAAUGUCUUUACUGACGAAUGGUACUAGUAUGACUCUAUAGCCCUGAAACGACUCCCCGUUGCCCUGUGUGAAUAUUUUCAACCCCACUCACCCAAUCCUCGAUGCAACAAAUUGUCAUGGCAACAGCCAUUGUCCUCGUUGAACAGGCCUGAUGGUGGUGAUGGGUGGGCCAACAACAACAACAUGAUGACCUCUGCAAUGAAAACACUGUCAUGGGAUAAACAACUCUUCAGUUUACAGCAACGUCCCGUCUGUGAACGUGAUGUUCCCUACUACGUAUUUUAUGUCUUCAAUCUUCUUGACCUCAUUGAGAUUUUGUUAUAUUAGAUUUGUUAAUGGAUUUAGUACUUAAUGAGUUGGGGUAAGGUCAGGAUACAAUCAAAAGUAAUGUUCUGUUUUAUUUUUUUUAUGAAUAAACAUUGAUUUAAACUAUU
Messenger RNA from Coregonus clupeaformis (lake whitefish), 2187 nucleotides. Its product is annotated as serine/threonine-protein phosphatase CPPED1. Lineage: Eukaryota; Metazoa; Chordata; Actinopteri; Salmoniformes; Salmonidae. The coding region runs from base 203 to 1144 and encodes 313 amino acids. The record is from RefSeq and is a predicted model, not a curated record. Gene Ontology annotation, molecular function: hydrolase activity. The transcript has 5 exons.